Lobosporangium transversale is the source of this 410-nucleotide messenger RNA. RefSeq names its product ubiquinol-cytochrome c oxidoreductase. NCBI's taxonomy places the organism in Eukaryota, Fungi, Mortierellomycota, Mortierellomycetes, Mortierellales, Mortierellaceae. The transcript is spliced from 3 exons. Bases 66 to 347 code for a protein of 93 amino acids. Gene Ontology annotation, biological process: mitochondrial electron transport, ubiquinol to cytochrome c. The record is from RefSeq and is a predicted model, not a curated record.
UUUGAAUUGUUUAAUCAAUCACAAACAACGAACGACACUACCUUCUCAAUACAUCGAAAUCAACAAUGGCUGGAGGAAAAUGGAUGGGUUGGUGGGGACACUUGGGUGCCCCAGUGCAGCGCGGCAUUGUCAUCUACUCAUUGUCGCCUUAUGAGCAACGUGCUUUUUCAGGAGCUCUUCAUCAAGCAGUCUUCAACACUUUCCGUCGCGUCUCUGGACAGGCCUUUUAUGUUGCUGUUCCUAUGGGAAUCGGUUACGCCGUUUACUCCUGGGGCAAGAAGAAUCACGAGUUCCGUCUCAGCAAGGAGGGCCAUAAGUACUACGAAGGUCAUGAGGGCACUGCUUAGAAAAGAAAAAGAAGUAUUGGAUGGACGUAUGAUCGCGACAAACAUAUUAUUUUGAAUUACGAA